AUUUAAACUCUUUUCGUCCCAGAAACGUGAUUUUCGGUUAAAAAGUGCGAAUUGAGACAACUGUCAAAACCUUCCUAACCUCCAUUAUUUCGCACUUUUAUUGAUUAAAUUUGCUGAAAUAGCUAUAUUAAAUACGUGACAUUCAUAAUUAUUAAUACAUUAAGUUAUAUAAUGUAACUUUAUAGUCUAUAUUCUGUGAUCUCUAUAAAUUUAGUGUCCUCGUGCAAAAAAGACUGAAAUUUUCGGAGCAAGUUUGCUAUAAUUACGUGUUGUUUUGGUGUAAUGUGAAAUAAUUUAAUAGUGAAAAUAGUGCGGGAAAUAUGAGGUGUAAUUUUCACUUGAAAUGAAGAAGUGACUGAAUAGAAAUGUUAUUUUGAUUUGUGCUGCUUGUGCAUUAUUAUAAUUUUCAUCAUGGUACUUUGGAUAGCAGUUUUGGCGCUAAAUUGUCUACAUUUUGGAUCUCCUCUGAACACGCCUGAAAAUCACGGCUAUUGUGCUCCUUACAAUGGCAAAAUUUGCAAAAAAUACCUUACUGGAAUUGGCAAGGUAUGGUUUAACGAUACACCUGAUAAUCCUGGUGGAUGGUUAAAUGAACAGAUUACAACUAAUCUCUGGGAAGAACUGAUUGAAAACCUUAAUGAACCGUGUCGUUCGGCAGCCGAGAAAAUGCUUUGCUUUUAUGCAUUUCCGCAAUGUCAAAGGGCGAUUGGUUUGCCCCUUUGUUACGAAGAUUGCAUGGCUGUGCGACAUGAGUUUUGUUUUAACGAGUGGGCACUGAUCGAAGACAAUAAAGAAAGGGACAUUUUUAUAAGAUCUCGUGGACAUUUUUCACUGCCAGAUUGUGAAAGUCUUCCAAAAAUUAACAAAGAUAUGGUCACUUGCUCAAAUAUUCACUUGACUGAUAUGAGUCAAGAUCUCAUUACUUAUGACUGUGUUGAAGGCAACGGGCGGUUUUAUAUGGGCAAAAUAAAUAAAACAAAAAUGGGUCUUGACUGUCAAUCCUGGAGUUCUCAAGAGCCGCAUUUUCACGACAGGCCUCCUAAUGUUUUCCCGCAAAUUAUUAACGGCGAUAAUUACUGUAGAAAUGCAGGUGGAAAUGAACCGAUGCCUUGGUGUUUUACUAUGGAUCCAAAAAUACGAUGGCAAUAUUGCGAUAUUCCAAGAUGUGAUAAUUCAACCCAAGAGGUUUUGAUCAUUGAUCCCAAAGACUUGUCAAUGGAAACUUUCUUCACGCCAUAUAUGAUUCUCAUUUUAGCAUUUAUUGGAUUUUUAAUUAUUGUCGGAACCUCAGUUGCUUUAUUAAUAAGCCACAGGUUUCAAAAGCGCCAUCAAGGUUACGGUUCCACCGAAAAUCAGGUUUUUCCAAACCCAGCGGCCACCCUGCUCCACCAAAAGCCUUUUAUCUCAAACCUCUGA
Messenger RNA from Belonocnema kinseyi, 1416 nucleotides. Its product is annotated as tyrosine-protein kinase transmembrane receptor Ror2-like. The transcript has 6 exons. Gene Ontology annotation, molecular function: signaling receptor binding; endopeptidase activity. Gene Ontology annotation, cellular component: extrinsic component of plasma membrane. Bases 412 to 1416 code for a protein of 334 amino acids. Gene Ontology annotation, biological process: proteolysis. The record is from RefSeq and is a predicted model, not a curated record. NCBI's taxonomy places the organism in Eukaryota, Metazoa, Arthropoda, Insecta, Hymenoptera, Cynipidae.